AUGGCUGCCGUGGCCGUCCUCCGGAACGACUCUCUGCAGGCCUUCCUCCAGGACCGCACCCCCAGCGCCUCCCCGGACCUGGGCAAGCACUCGCCCCUGGCGCUGCUAGCCGCCACCUGUAGCCGCAUCGGCCAGCCCGGAGCCGCUGCGCCCCCGGACUUCCUGCAGGUGCCCUACGACCCAGCGCUGGGCUCGCCCUCCCGGCUCUUUCACCCUUGGACCGCAGACAUGCCGGCGCACUCCCCGGGAGCGCUGCCGCCCCCGCACCCGAGCCUGGGCCUGACGCCGCAGAAAACGCACCUGCAGCCGUCCUUCGGGGCGGCGCACGAGCUGCCGCUCACACCCCCUGCCGACCCCUCGUAUCCUUACGAAUUCUCACCCGUCAAGAUGCUGCCCUCGAGCAUGGCGGCCCUCCCCGCCAGCUGCGCGCCUGCCUACGUGCCCUACCCCGCACAGGCCGCGCUGCCUCCGGGCUACUCCAACUUGCUGCCCCCACCGCCCCCGCCGCCGCCCACGUGCCGCCAGCUGUCCCCCAACCCGGCCCCCGACGACCUCCCUUGGUGGAGUAUCCCGCAGGCGGGCACCGGUCCGGGGACCUCCGGGGUUCCGGGGGGCAGCCUCUCCGGCACCUGUGCCGGGGGCCCUCACGCACCCCGCUUCCCUGCCUCGGCGGCCGCAGCGGCCGCUGCAGCCGCCGCGGCUCUGCAGCGGGGCCUGGUGUUGGGCCCGUCGGACUUUGCGCAGUACCAGAGUCAGAUCGCCGCGCUGUUGCAGACCAAGGCCCCCCUGGCGGCCACGGCCAGGAGGUGCCGCCGCUGCCGCUGCCCUAACUGCCAGGCGGCGGGCGGCGCCCCGGAGGCAGAGCCGGGCAAGAAGAAGCAGCACGUGUGCCACGUGCCGGGCUGCGGCAAGGUGUACGGCAAGACGUCGCACCUGAAGGCGCACCUGCGCUGGCACACGGGCGAGCGGCCCUUCGUGUGCAACUGGCUCUUCUGCGGCAAGAGCUUCACGCGCUCGGACGAGCUGCAGCGGCACCUGCGGACUCACACCGGCGAGAAGCGCUUCGCCUGCCCGGAGUGCGGCAAGCGCUUCAUGCGCAGCGACCACCUUGCUAAGCACGUCAAGACGCACCAGAAUAAGAAGCUUAAAGUUGCUGAGGCCGGGGUCAAACGGGAAGACCCGCGGGACCUGUGAGCCUACCCCGGGGCGAUUCGAGGCCUCUUCCGCCUCGGAUUCCCGUCCCAACACCUCUUCGGGGAGGUUCCGGGGUUCUGUGGGCACCUGGCCGAGGGAGGACCCAACAGGCACUGGCGUCUUCCUGCUGCCCAUCUCCCAAAACGACGCCAGGCUUCCAGCUUCCCUGGCCCGGCUGCGGACAGGGACCCAGUGCCCAGGAGAAGCAGGGGAGGUAGGGUUGGGAGCUCCGCGUCACGCAAGGGUGGUUUCAAGCUCUGAACCAUUCCCACCGUCUGGGAGAGCUACAUCUUGGUGGAACCAUACUGGGCCGGCCUUGUAUAUAGGAAACACUGCUGAAUUAAAGCAGAAGGACCUUGGGAGAUUUUAAAUAGUGCUCGGUUUUUGUUUUUUGGUUUCUUGUUUUUUUCCCUAGGAUCGGCCGGGCUUUGUACAGGUUAUUUAAAUAGCUUUGUUAAAGAAUAAUUAUUAUAAUUAUAACAUUAAUAAAAAUGUUACUUUUGUCCUCAGCUCCAUGCAGAGCUACAGCAUGAAAUGUAUCUCUGUAAAACAAUCAGCAGUUGCAGCGUGAAAAUAAAUACGUUAACUCCGAGGUCACCUCGAGACCCGGAUGAGGCAGUCUCAUUGGAUCUUUUCGUCUUUCGGGAGGCUUUAUAAAGCG
Molecule: messenger RNA, 1855 nt
Organism: Neogale vison (American mink)
Lineage: Eukaryota; Metazoa; Chordata; Mammalia; Carnivora; Mustelidae
Gene: SP5
Product: Sp5 transcription factor
Exons: 2
Coding region: 1-1194 (397 amino acids)
Biological process (GO): regulation of transcription by RNA polymerase II
Molecular function (GO): RNA polymerase II cis-regulatory region sequence-specific DNA binding; DNA-binding transcription factor activity, RNA polymerase II-specific
Source: RefSeq, a predicted model, not a curated record